Messenger RNA from Neoarius graeffei (lesser salmon catfish), 729 nucleotides. RefSeq names its product cytochrome c oxidase assembly factor 6 homolog. Gene Ontology annotation, cellular component: mitochondrion; respiratory chain complex IV. The transcript is spliced from 4 exons. The record is from RefSeq and is a predicted model, not a curated record. The coding region runs from base 193 to 432 and encodes 79 amino acids. Lineage: Eukaryota; Metazoa; Chordata; Actinopteri; Siluriformes; Ariidae. Gene Ontology annotation, biological process: respiratory chain complex IV assembly.
GGGAAUGUGGUUGGAGGUGUGCCCCGGUUCUGUUUUGAGUUACAACAUUACCAAGAGCUGUGGAUUAUAUUAAACAUGGCAGUUGCAUUAUAGCUGCGGAAAAUAUUUUAUUUUCGUCUUACUAUAUGUGAUUCUUAUUGGUGCCUCACUCUGACAGCUUAUCUGGGUUCAUACAGGAUUAACUGGGAAGUUAUGACCGCCCCAAACUCCAAGCAGAGGCAAGCCUGCUGGAGAGCAAGAGAUGAGUUUUGGAAGUGUCUGGACCUCAACCAAGACAACACAACUGCCUGUGAGAAAUAUCACAAAGAAUUUGAAGCCAAUUGUCCUGUUCAGUGGGUGAAGUACUUCACCAAACGAAGAGACUUCCUGAAGUACAAGGAGAAAAUUGAGAAGGAAGGAUUUGAACCUGUUGAGGGAGUGCCAAAAUUAUAGAACAUUGAACUUGAACUGCACACAGCAACUCUCUCCCAUAUGUGCCUAUAAGCUGUCUGUUACAUUUCUCAUUACUGCCCAGGCAGGGAACUUGGACAGCUGGAAAAGCGGGACGCCCCAUGUGCUUAUAGCCAGCAUGACCACCAGAACUCCAAUCAGAUUCACCCCGAAACCAGCUUUAACCUUGAUCAAAAGACACAACAGAACAAAUACAUUUACUGUAUAGACAGGAUCAUGUGCAUUCAUUUAUAAACUGGGUUUCUGUAUGCAAAGAUUAAACAUGAUUAAUAACUGGAA